Scaptodrosophila lebanonensis is the source of this 2158-nucleotide messenger RNA. Its product is annotated as protein phosphatase PP2A 55 kDa regulatory subunit. Gene Ontology annotation, molecular function: protein phosphatase regulator activity; protein binding. The transcript is spliced from 5 exons. Lineage: Eukaryota; Metazoa; Arthropoda; Insecta; Diptera; Drosophilidae. Gene Ontology annotation, cellular component: protein phosphatase type 2A complex; cytosol. The record is from RefSeq and is a predicted model, not a curated record. The coding region runs from base 489 to 1820 and encodes 443 amino acids. Gene Ontology annotation, biological process: peptidyl-serine dephosphorylation.
AAUAAGAGUGCUUAAAUACUAAAGCAGAACAAUUUAUUUAUUUUUGGCGACAGCGGCAAAAGAAGCGUUUAUUCCCUACAAUUCGGCGGCACUUAUAUGUAUGUACAUAUGUACGUACAUACUUUCUUAAAUUGUGUUCAUCGGCAGCUGCAAAAAAAAACAACAACAACAAAAACUACAUACUUAUGUAUGUGUAUAAAGGAAAUAAUACUAAAAGCAUAGCGCUAAUGCCAACAAACAUAUUGUUAAAACAAAAGACAUUCUAAAUGCAGGGCGAGGAAACCUAAUUAAUAAAAAGGACAAGGAAUAUUAUCAAAACCAUUUUUUAUUUACUUUUGUUUGUUUAAUAACAAGUGCUGCCCCUCACAAACACCAAUAGGCCCACACAUUUCACACAACGAUAGCGUCAGUUUGUGCAGAUUUCGUUUGUUGUUGCUUUCACUGGUGGUGUUUUGUUUGACGUACGGCGUAUAUACUGUUCAACUGUCAUGGCCGGCAAUGGAGAAGCGUCUUGGUGCUUCUCACAAAUUAAAGGAGCCUUAGAUGAUGACGUCACAGAUGCAGAUAUUAUAUCCUGCGUUGAAUUUAAUCACGACGGGGAGUUGCUGGCUACUGGCGAUAAAGGCGGUCGUGUCGUAAUAUUUCAGCGUGAUCCCGCCUCGAAAACAGCUAAUCCACGUCGCGGAGAAUACAAUGUUUAUUCCACUUUUCAAUCUCACGAGCCGGAAUUCGAUUAUCUAAAAUCGUUGGAAAUUGAAGAGAAAAUCAAUAAAAUACGUUGGCUGCAACAAAAAAAUCCUGUACACUUUCUGUUGUCUACAAAUGACAAAACGGUGAAAUUAUGGAAAGUCAGUGAGCGCGAUAAGUCCUUUGAAGGCUAUAACACAAAAGAGGAGAACGGUCUGAUUAGAGAUCCACAAAAUGUAACAGCCUUACGAGUUCCUUCAGUGAAGCAAAUACCACUUAUGGUCGAGGCUUCACCCCGUCGCACCUUUGCCAACGCGCACACAUACCACAUUAAUUCAAUUAGUGUUAAUUCUGACCAAGAGACUUUUCUAUCUGCAGAUGAUUUGCGUAUAAAUCUUUGGCACCUGGAGGUAGUUAACCAGAGUUAUAAUAUUGUUGACAUUAAGCCAACUAAUAUGGAGGAGCUUACCGAGGUUAUAACCGCGGCCGAAUUUCAUCCGACUGAGUGCAAUGUAUUUGUGUACUCUAGUUCAAAGGGCACAAUACGACUAUGUGAUAUGCGCUCGGCGGCAUUAUGCGACCGACAUAGCAAACAAUUCGAGGAACCGGAAAAUCCAACUAAUCGCAGCUUCUUUAGUGAGAUUAUCAGUUCGAUCAGCGAUGUCAAGCUCAGCAACUCGGGUCGUUACAUGAUCUCCAGGGAUUACUUAAGCAUCAAAGUUUGGGAUUUGCAUAUGGAAACAAAACCCAUUGAAACGUAUCCGGUACACGAGUACUUGCGUGCCAAGCUGUGCUCUCUGUACGAGAAUGAUUGCAUUUUUGAUAAGUUCGAGUGUUGUUGGAAUGGCAAGGACAGCGCCAUAAUGACCGGCAGCUAUAAUAAUUUUUUCCGUGUUUUUGAUCGGAACUCAAAAAAGGACGUUACACUGGAAGCCUCCAGGGACAUUAUUAAGCCGAAAACUGUGUUGAAGCCCCGCAAGGUUUGCACUGGUGGCAAACGAAAGAAGGACGAAAUCAGCGUUGAUUGUCUGGAUUUUAAUAAGAAAAUACUGCACACCGCUUGGCAUCCGCAUGAGAAUAUCAUCGCUGUGGCGGCGACCAAUAAUCUGUUCAUUUUUCAGGAUAAAUUUUAGCCAACACCAAUUGCAUUAAGUACCCUGCAAGUCUUCGUUCGAUUGGUUUAAAAAUGUAGCCCUUGCAACUACUUCGUCAUCAACGUUUCAUAUACAAUUAGUUGUACUGCUAUUUUCUUUUCAAUUUAGUAUGUGCAACUGCACUAAUAAUUGCUUACUUUUUAAAGCUAUCUGUCUUCUACAUCAAGUCGGCAUUACACAUACCCUUUUUUACACAAACAAUGCACACUCAUAAAAGCAAUAGAUACUACUUUUUUCUUAGGCAAUACAACUAUUCUACACAUGGUAUUGAACAUUAAAAAUUCAUUUUGGAUCGUAAUUGGAAAUAAACUAAAAAC